CGAUACGAUAACUUAUUUAUCUGUACAGUAGUUGUGGAUCAUAACAUACAGUAGUUGGAUAUCAGUGCAAGCAGCUGGGAGAGUCCAAGGAGAAAGCAACAUGGAUUUGAGUACGGAUGAACCCUCAACUACUUCCAUGGCAAACGGAUCAGAAAUCACGUGUGAUAUAAAAACUACACUCGUUCAGUUCUAUUGGAUUGAAUGUAAUAUUGCUCCUUCGAUUAUCCUCCUUCUGUUGGCUACUUUUUGCCGAUGCAAAACAAACAGCUUCAAGUGGAUCCGCCGUCCAAAAUUAAUCUAUCCAGUAAACCUUCUUGAUGGCUACUCGAAUCGGCUCCCCUAUGUCUUCGCUUUCCUGGUCACAAGUAAUGUCAUCAUUGUCCUGCUCCAGCUCAAUGCUGACAACCAGGAAUGGGUUGAAAUCAGUCAGCUUUCAGAAGCCAUGCGAUUCCUUGUCUGGGCCCUCAUCAAGUAUAUGUGCAUCGUCAUCGCAGGACUAGUCUUUUAUCCUCUUCUAGUUUGCAUCACGUAUAGUAACUUCAUGACAGACGUCAUCGGACUCUUGUUUACUUGUAACUGGUUUUCUAUGUAUAUCUAUAUUUACACUCUCUGUCCUUUUGGGUCAAGAGAAGGUAUUCUGAAUGGCUUUCGUUACAUGCCUGCUCUGAUUUCAUGCUUUGGCUUGGCUAGCUAUUUUCUCUGGAGGAUUAUCAGGCGUUUGAAGAGAACAUGCACUAAAUGGAAGAACAAGGACUUCAAUCUUCUUAGCAAUGGCACCAUUGAUGACUGGAACCAAAGCCACUAUUUCGAACGUGUGAAAUACCUACUGCGACCCAAUCAUGAACGACACGGGAACGUGGUAAGUGGAGGGAAAUUCGCGAGACUCAUGCAACGGAUCUAUCCAAGCUUCAAAGGCUUCAGAUAUUCCACUCGAAUCUUGUGUACAGUUGGACUUUCCCUAAUUGUGCUUUAUCAGAUGAGCUUGAUUUACAUCACUCAAACUUUGAAGUUAGUUCAAGAUUUAGUUCUUGAUUUCUUCGCUUCCAUUCCCGAUCUAGGAGAGUUAUUCCAAAUGAUUGAGCUCGCAUUUCAUCUAUCAAGCUAUCCUGCAAUAUGCAUAUCGCUCAUCAACUGUCUUCUUCUCUUACAAAAUUACAGAGAGAAUACUAGAGAUUUGUGGAUGGGCAACCGAUCUCGAUUCCAAACCCGAGCUAGAUCACCACAUUCUAUUAUCGUCUCUUGCUUGAAAUUUUCCAGCUUGAGCGUUGCUUACACAUUCUAUGGUUUUCUGGUGCUUCAAGUGGUUCUGUGGACAAUCAUGUCUUUUGUGGUAAUCAUUAUUGAAACAAAUCAAUUGAUAGAGCUACUCCGUGAUUAUUGGUCACAUGUCUUUGUGAUCCUUCUCAUCGUGGUGAUACAACAACUUCUAGCUCGGUUCGUUCUUCUCAAACGGAACACAAACGGAGCAUUGGUCAUAGAUAAUAGGCACCUCUUUCACAUCGUUGUCCAUUUCUUCUUCUUUCUCAACAUCAUCGUGGGUCUAUUGGGGAGUAUCCUCCGCAUAAUCAAAGUCACCUUCAUUGGCAUUAUCUUGAUCGGUCGAGUCGACUUGUGUUUGGCGCCUCGUGGUUUUGAAUGGGCAGACAAGGGUUUCAAAGCAUAUCGGUCAUUUCUUCAGUUGGAGGUGAGCCUUACACAUCCAGUAGUCGUCACAUUCUGUCAUUUAUUGAACCGAUCACGAAGAAAGGGACGUUCACUAAGUGGAGAGACUGAUGUCGAGAGGGGACACGAUGACGACUCACAUGUCUGUGACGACGUCGCCAUUGAGGAUGUGGUCUCCUCCUUGGGAUCAGCGAGUGCAAUUCUCUCGAGAAGAGUGCGAAAUCGCUGGCUGAAAGCUUACACGUUGAUUCGAAACAAACGACUGGUGUAUGAGAGACUGCACAAGCUGGAGGAAACGAGGGGAGACGGAUCGCAGCAUAGCCUGUAUUUCAUGGCCUCUCACGAAUCUGAAAGGGUGUAGAGUUGAUUGCCAUUAGGCAAGUAGACCUAUACCCUUCCAUAAACCUAUCCUCCAGUUAGCCGCCUAAUAGUAAUGCGGAUAAUUCAAUAAAAAUUGCGUUCACAAACUCCG
This is a messenger RNA of Lytechinus variegatus (green sea urchin), 2134 nucleotides long. RefSeq names its product stimulated by retinoic acid gene 6 protein-like. Gene Ontology annotation, biological process: vitamin A import into cell. The record is from RefSeq and is a predicted model, not a curated record. The transcript has 18 exons. Bases 101 to 2023 code for a protein of 640 amino acids. Gene Ontology annotation, molecular function: retinol transmembrane transporter activity; signaling receptor activity. Gene Ontology annotation, cellular component: plasma membrane. NCBI's taxonomy places the organism in Eukaryota, Metazoa, Echinodermata, Echinoidea, Temnopleuroida, Toxopneustidae.